ACCCGCGCGAGUCCGGUUUCCGGCGGGAGCGCUGACCGCCGGCCAGGGAACGUGCGCUGUCCUCCGGUAUCCGCCAAAAUGCCUCACAUGGAAAACGUGGUGCUUUGUCGCGAGUCUCAAGUGUCUACUCUGCAGUCCCUAUUUGGAGAGAGACAUCAUUUUAGCUUUCCAUCGAUUUUUAUUUAUGGACAUACUGCCAGUGGAAAGACCUAUGUAACACAAACUUUGUUGAAAACUUUAGAGCUCCCACAUGUCUUUGUGAAUUGUGUUGAAUGCUUUACCUUGAGUCUGCUUUUGGAACCAAUUUUAAACAAGUUGAAUCCUCUUAGUUCUUUAGAGGAUGGAUGCUCUACUCAAAUAACCUGUGAAACAUUUAAUGACUUUGUUCGCUUGUUUAAGCAAGUAACUGAAACUGAAAAUCUCAAGGAUCAAACUGUAUAUAUUGUUCUAGAUAAAGCAGAGUAUCUACGAGAUAUGGAAGCAAAUCUUUUGCCUGGGUUUCUUAGGUUACAAGAAUUGACCGACAGAAAUGUGACUGUCAUCUUUCUCAGUGAAAUUGUCUGGGAAAAGUUCCGUCCAAAUACUGGGUGCUUUGAGCCAUUUGUCUUGUAUUUUCCUGAUUAUAGCAUAGGGAACCUUCAAAAGAUCCUGUCGCAUGAUCAUCCUCCAGAGUAUACUGCCGAUUUCUAUGCUGCCUACAUUAAUAUUCUCCUGGGAGUUUUCUACACCGUCUGCCGGGAUUUGAAUGAGCUCAGACAUCUGGCAGUACUUAAUUUUCCUAAGUAUUGUGAACCUGUGGUAAAAGGAGAAGCCAGUGAACGUGAUACUCGCAAACUCUGGAGAAAUAUUGAACCUCAUUUGAAGAAAGCCAUGCAGACUGUUUACCUCAGGGAGAUAUCAAGUUCACAGUGGGAAAAGCUACAGAAAGAUGACACAGAUCCAGGACAGCUGAAAGGUCUCUCAGCACAUACUCAUGUGGAACUUCCAUAUUAUUCUAAGUUUAUUCUAAUUGCUGCAUACCUUGCUUCAUACAAUCCAGCAAGAACUGAUAAGAGGUUCUUCCUUAAGCAUCAUGGGAAAAUCAAGAAAACCAACUUUCUAAAGAAACAUGAGAAGACAAGCAAUCAUCUCCUUGGACCAAAACCAUUUCCGCUAGACAGAUUAUUAGCAAUACUAUAUAGUAUUGUGGAUAGCAGAGUUGCUCCAACAGCAAAUAUCUUUUCCCAGAUCACCUCUCUAGUGACCCUUCAGCUAUUAACCCUGGUUGGCCAUGAUGAUCAGCUUGAUGGACCAAAAUACAAAUGCACAGUGUCUCUAGAUUUCAUCAGAGCUGUUGCUAGGACAGUGAACUUUGACAUAAUAAAAUACUUGUAUGAUUUCUUGUGAGAACAAGCGUCAAAGCCAUAUGGACACUGUGACAAUGACUAAGCCAAGCUGUGUUCAUCCAGCUCCUUAGCUGGCCAAGGAGAGGAGUUCUUCGGCUCUAUUGGAUUUGUCCAGACAGGUGCUGGCCCAGCAUGGAAUCUGAUGAAAAUACUCUGAUUGGCCUGGGUGGAUGUGAGCAGAAGACUAUUUAUCAGGGACCCUGGAGUAUUUGGAAGCAACGUGUUAAUUAUAAACAGCAGGGUUUGAGCACAAUCUGUUCUACUCUUAAUGAUGUUAUCUUAACACUGAAAUUGCCUGAAACUCAUUUACUUAGGACUACAUUUUGCUCUGUGAACUAUCCCCUGCGCUUUGGACGUGCCGGCAGCCCUUGUAUAUAGGCUUCACCUUUUCACUUCCUCUCCACAGGAGCCUCUGUAGUUGAUUGCCAAGGCAGAUUUUCCUAAGGCCCCUGUUUUAAAAGACCAUAGUUGCAAAAUAUAAUAAAUAGACGAUUUUUUUUUUAAUUCAAGCUUUUAUAUGCUGAUCCUUCUCUCUGGUUUUCCCAAAAGACAGUUGAGAUAUAGGCCAACUUUACAUCUUGAAGCCUACUUGAUAACUACUCUAUGUGAGGCUUUAUCUGCUCACUCUUGCAAUUAACCACCCAACCUAGCUUUUCAAUCCAUGUGAUGGUUUUCUUCUCUUCAUCACUGGCCUCUAAGAGUUCCACAAUAAAAUUUUUGCCUGUUAUAUCA
Manis javanica (Malayan pangolin) is the source of this 2117-nucleotide messenger RNA. It is a transcript of the gene ORC5, whose product is annotated as origin recognition complex subunit 5. Gene Ontology annotation, biological process: DNA replication; DNA replication initiation. Gene Ontology annotation, cellular component: nuclear origin of replication recognition complex; nucleus. NCBI's taxonomy places the organism in Eukaryota, Metazoa, Chordata, Mammalia, Pholidota, Manidae. The record is from RefSeq and is a predicted model, not a curated record. Gene Ontology annotation, molecular function: DNA replication origin binding.